Messenger RNA from Trichobilharzia szidati, 1505 nucleotides. The record is from the annotation of a GenBank genome assembly. Lineage: Eukaryota; Metazoa; Platyhelminthes; Trematoda; Strigeidida; Schistosomatidae.
CUUGUCUUUAUUAAAUUAUGGUUAACCAGAUAUCAUGUGAAUAUGCACUUUUGCAGGUGAUGGUUUGCACCUAAAGUACUUCGUUUUCACUACAUAAUGUGGUUUAUAAUGAAUGAUGUAUCUUUAGUUUCCUCUGUAGAAUAGAGAGAGAGGAAUUAUGAAACGGUAUUUUCUAUGUCCUACUGUAAAACUACUUAAACAAAAAUGUUCAAUUCAAAUGGCAAGUUGUCAGAAGUUUUCUAGUACAACAAUCGACGAGGAAGAAGCUGUAAAGUUUAAGCGUUUCUCAAAUUAUUGGUGGGAUCUCAACGGUGAAUUAAAGCCGUUGCAUUCAAUGAAUCGUUUACGUGUGCCGUUUAUUCGAAAUGGUCUUUGUCCUCCUUCAACAGUAGAGUCGACCACGGAAUCGAUCCACUUACCGUUAAUGGGUAAAAAGAUAUUAGAUGUUGGUUGUGGUGGCGGUAUUCUAACAGAGGCACUCUCCAUCUUAGGUGCUCAAGUGUUAGGCAUAGAUCAAGUAGAAGAGAGUAUAAAUGCCGCAAAUGAACAUGUUGAAGCAACUUCACAUCGUUGGAUAACUCAUCCAAGCCUACAUAAACCAGUUUACCGACUAACCAGUCUACAAACUAUUGCUGAAGAAUCACCAAAUCAUUUUGAUGCAGUUGUUGCAUCGGAAGUUUUAGAACAUGUAACUGAUUGGGAAGGCAUGGUGAAAUGUAUAGCGAAUUGUUUAAAGUUAGACGGUAUGAUGUUUAUAACAACAAUUAAUCAUACUACAGCAUCACUGCUAUUAGGCAUUGUAGUGGCUGAGUAUAUUGCUGGCCUUGUUCCACGUGGUACUCAUGAAUGGAAUAAAUUCAUUGAACCAAGUCGACUACAGUAUGCUUGUAUUAAAUAUGGUUUACAGCCACGUCAAGUUGCUGGUAUGCUGUACAAUCCUUUAACUUGUCGAUGGUCAUGGACUUCAAAUCUAUCGGUGAAUUAUGCGUUAAGUGCAAUGAAAGUGGAGAAUUACACAAAAAACGAUCAUGAAAUUAAACAAUCUACUUAAAAAUAUUUAACUCAUAUAAAAAAUUUUGAAAUAGGCAUGUUUGUUUAAAUUGUGCUUGUUUCUUCCCGGAUAGGAUGAUGCGCUUUUAACGUGGAUCAAUUUUUUUGUUUGUUUACUAAACGACUUUUACAAUACAAUCUUUCAUAUUCAUAUAGGAAGGUUAUUCAUAAUUUCCAUUUUUCCAUACACAACUUCACUUUCUUUGUUGUAUAAAUUUUUUUAUUACUAGUCAUUUUAUUGCACCUCUUGGAUAGUCUAAAUUCGAAUGUAAAGGCUGUUUGUAGUCAGCUUGGCCAGUUAUCCUAGUUUUGUCAUAUUUACUGUCUUUGAUGCCUUGAUGUUGUAGUGUGAAACAAUCGAUUUCCACUUUCUCAUAUAUGUAUUUUUGUGUAGCUUUUUGUUAUCAAUCAAUAAAAAUGUGUAAAGGUGGAAUAUCAAGGUUUGUAAUUCUGGG